Messenger RNA from Onychostoma macrolepis, 2094 nucleotides. RefSeq lists its product as uncharacterized. NCBI's taxonomy places the organism in Eukaryota, Metazoa, Chordata, Actinopteri, Cypriniformes, Cyprinidae. The record is from RefSeq and is a predicted model, not a curated record. The coding region runs from base 439 to 1422 and encodes 327 amino acids. The transcript is spliced from 7 exons.
UUUGUGUCGCUUCUGAUUCUUAUCGCCGACCGAACCGCUUUGUGUGUAUUUACGCUGAAAUUAAACAUUCUUCAUCUCCAAACUAAUAUCCUCUUUUUUAUGCUUGCGCGGCGCCGGAGUGUGUGUGUGUGUGUGUGAACAAAAGUCUGCAGAAACAUUCAUUUCUGUGUUAUUGAGCACCGACGGCUUCAAUAACAUCGCAUUAUAAAAGCUGUCUGUGUGUUGGAGCUCUGAAACACGAACAUGACGACAGACCCUUCGUUACUGUUAAUGAGCGCGCGUGACGUCACGGGGCGCUCCACGUGUCGCUUGUUUACAGUGAGUCUGAGGAGCAGAGAUUGUGAAACUGUUCCUGGAUUGAGUUUCACUGCUGCUCUUCAUAUUUAGAUCUUCAUCAGAGUCAGUGAGAAUCACCAGCACACGAUAUUAGACAGAAGAAUGUUCCAGAUGGUUCAGUUCUUAGUUCCCUCGGGGCCCAAGAGACCCAGUAACAUCAGCCUAUCUCCCCCGACCGGACAGAACCGGACUCAGACCGCUUCCAAUGAGUUUCUACAACACGUCCGGAGAGUCAGCGGUCUGAAACAGCAGGACGUGUUUUAUAACCUGCGUGUCCCAGACCAGUGUCAGAGCGACAGAGACGAGAUCAACCUGCUGCUGCUCACAGGUCACGGAGUGUUCUGCAUCGAUCUGAAGACGUGGAGCGGCUCGGUCUCGGUUGCGAGCGAGGCUCAGGUCAGAGCGCAGCAGCAGAACUUCCCCAGCGUCUCCAUCGAGCAGCUGCCCGACGCUCUCCAGGCCAUUACAGUGAAAACCAGCAACCUGCACAGUCACAUGAAGCGCUGUGGGCUGAACCUCCGGCCCAAUCUCUUCAUUCCCAGAGUGCUGUUCCUGUCUGCAGACUGUGUGCUGAGCGAGGAUCUGCUGCAGACGGAGCAGCUGCUGUCCUGCGCAGACGUGGAGCCGUUCCUGCGCUCGCUGCGUGAGGGAUACGUGUCCUGGCUCUCCGACGCCUUCACGCCGUCCUGGAUCUCAGGUCACCUGUCGUACGGUCAGAUGCGGGCGGUGCGGGAGCGGCUGGAGCUCUUGGGCACCUGGGACGUGCUGCAGAUGAGCAGCGGUCAGGAGCUCGCUGGGGACUUCCAGGGCUGCCAGCAUCUCGCUCUCAACCGACAGGAAACAGAGCUGCUGGAGUUCAGCAGAACAGGAAGUGUGAUCACAGACACGCUGUGGAGCCUGCUGGGACACACGCCGCAGGUCACCGUCUCCAUGUUUAAGCGAGGAGCGCAGGGGUGGCUGGGUAAACCGCUGAUCGCCACGGCAACCAUCCCCUCCAGCACACGCGUGAUCUUCCGCAUCCGAGGAGAAGCGACGGACGCCAGGAUCCCGGCCGGAAGCAUCCGCUCCGUCACUCUGAGCAUCUGAAGCCUUCUUCACUCCGCAAUCAUUCAUUCCAUGCGUCUCAUCGCUACAGACACGACUCAUGUCUUUAUCACACGAAUGAACAAGAGUUUAAAUAUUACAAAUGUGCUUUAUAUCUUUUUAAUGACGGAAAAUGAUUUAGUGUAGCUUUAAUAUUUGAUAAUUGCUGAGAAAUGUUUUCUUUUCUAAUCAAACAUCAGACUGUAUCUUGAGCAGGUUGUGUUUGAUCCGAGUCCAGCUUCUGUGUUUCAUACUCUUGACCUUUCUAGUAAAUCUUCAGGUCAUUUAUAAAAUGUUACUAAUGUGACUCUGAACAUAGAAAAGGUCCUAGUUGGUAUCGUCAUACUGAUUAUGAACAUUUCUUGGCCUUGUUAGUGAGGAUGUUCAGAUGAUGAAGAUAUUUUGAUCUGUUAAAGCCCCAGUAAUAUUUUUCUAAUCUCCAUUCUGUUAGUUAAUUUGAAAUAAUUGAUAUUUCAUGCAAUAAAAUACUUAUUUCUGUCUCAAACAAAUCAUCUGGGUUUUUUGGGGGAAUGAGACAGAAAGAGAUUUCUCCGAAUAAAUGAUUAAGUUAAGUGACCUCUGCUGACCCAAGGUGUCUGACCCUCACCUGCUCUUGGUCACUGGGGCAGAGGUCAGAGUUCCUCAGGGACAGAUGUAAAUGAUGUUUAAUAAGGC